AUGGCCGAGAUCAUAGCAACAAAUACGGAGCCUCUCCCCGAAUAUUACGUCCACAGCUUUCCAGCGCCGGGCCUCAAUCAGAUCGUUAGGCAUAUUACUGGAAAUAACGCUAAUGGUGAAUCUCGAUUCCUAUGUUCAGACCAUGGGGAACAUUAUCGUUUCAUGCUGGAGCAUCAAGCAGUAGCCAACAUCAUAUAUUCUACCCGAGAGACCCCUGUUGAUCUGAAUGCCAACGCAGAUAUCAUCAAGGCCCAUGAACAAGAGCCCCCGUUACACUAUCCCAACGGCUCAAUUGUCCGCAUGAUUGAUUUCGGUCCGGGCGUAGAGUCCCCUUUUCAUCGAACACUAACCAUUGAUUAUGGAAUCGUUUUGGAGGGGGUCUUCGAACUUACUCUUGAUUCGGGCGAGAAACGAAUCUUGCGCCAGAGUGAUGUGUGCAUUCAGCGGGCUACUUCACACAAGUGGAAGAACGUCACCGGCAAUGGCACCUUGCCAGGACGCAUGCUGUGGGUUCUCCUUGAUAUUAAGGAGGUUACCAUAGAUGGCAAGAAGCUUAGGGGUGACCUUGGUGACCUACAAGAAGAAUAUGCAGGCCAUAGCAGUUAUUGA
Daldinia childiae is the source of this 609-nucleotide messenger RNA. RefSeq lists its product as uncharacterized. NCBI's taxonomy places the organism in Eukaryota, Fungi, Ascomycota, Sordariomycetes, Xylariales, Hypoxylaceae. The transcript is spliced from 2 exons. The coding region runs from base 1 to 609 and encodes 202 amino acids. The record is from RefSeq and is a predicted model, not a curated record.